Messenger RNA from Fragaria vesca subsp. vesca, 2101 nucleotides. RefSeq names its product F-box protein CPR30-like. Gene Ontology annotation, molecular function: protein binding. NCBI's taxonomy places the organism in Eukaryota, Viridiplantae, Streptophyta, Magnoliopsida, Rosales, Rosaceae. The coding region runs from base 1 to 1230 and encodes 409 amino acids. The transcript has 2 exons. The record is from RefSeq and is a predicted model, not a curated record.
AUGGCUUCUUCUUCAAAGGCAAUUGCAACGACGGGUGAACGCCUCCCGAGUGAUGUUACUCCGGAAAUCCUUUAUGGUCUGCCAGUGAAAUCAUUGAUCAGAUUCCGCUGCACCUCAACGGAAUGGAAUUCAGUUAUCUCAGAUCCCCAAUUCGCCAUAUCCCAUUUCAAGUUGGCUUCUCAGCGUAAGACCCUUACUCGAAGGCUCCUGCUCUCCACUUCCUCUCAGGUGCAAUCCUUAGACGUCCAAACGUCGUCCUUUGGUGACGAUUCUUCGGUGGCCAACCUCACCUGCCCAUUCAAGCAACCAGGUCGUAUCAUGUACAUGCUGGGCUCGUGCAAUGGUAUGGUCUUCGUAUCUCUCCGUGAUGAUGAUGGGAUUGUUGGCUAUUAUAUUUGGAACCCGUGUACUGCUCGGUUUCUGAAAUUGCCUGACGUGGGUAUUGACGAAUCUGAACCAAGAGUUGGUUUCGGCUAUGUAUCUGCCACCGACGAGUACAAAGUUGUUGUCACCGCUUGUUCUAAGGGAUACCGGUCUCUACAUGUUUUCUCGUCGAGAGCCAACUCUUGGAAAAUGAUUGAAGCCCCUAGCCAUUUAAAUUGGAUCCAUCGGGUUACUACGGGGGUUCUUUCAAAUGAGUCACUUCAUUGGAUCGGAUAUUUCGAUUACGACGAUGGUGAGGAGGAUGAAUAUGGGAAGCAGAUCAUUGCUUUUGAUUUAGCAGAAGAAGAAUUUGUGGAAAUAGCUUUGCCUUUGAUUGAUGUAGUGGGAGAUAGCUUUAACCCAAUUCAAUUCUUCAUAGAUGAUUUGGGAGGGUGUCUGUGUGUGUCUGCUUGUUAUACAGAAAGGAAUUUUGAUCAAUUUCAGUUCUGGGUGAUGAUGGAGUAUGGCGUUUCUGAAUCUUGGACUAAGGUGUUCCAGGUUAGCAUGGUACUUGAUAGGCUUUCAAUUGAGCGACCGGUCUUCCAUACAGAAAGUAGCAUGGUUGUGUGGAGGUUUGAAGAAGAUUGGUGUCCACAAGAGGGUGCGAAUGCGGUGGUAAGGUUUGAUCUUCUUAGUCUUCUACACAAGGAUGUUGCGGGUUGUAGUGGUCAAUAUAUGGUUGAGGCGGGUGAGUGUGAUAUGAUACACUAUGAAGAGACUCUUCUAUGGCUUAAUGACCCUCUUGGUGUGGAAGAAAAUGUCAGGGUACUUGGAACCCAACAAGCAGGACUGAGAAGGAAUAAUUGAUUCAUCUUCAGGGAUUUCUAUGUGAAUAUAUAUACGGCUGAAGCCAUGCUGAAUAUUAUCCAAAUUUAUUCUUGCAUUUACAGAUGUUGGUGGUUAGAGGACAUGAAAGACAUUAUGACUCUUUGUCAGAAUAGGACAAAGUGUUAUUGUUCUUUCUAGACUCUAGAGUCUAAGAUACUAUACAAUUCAAGACGAUCUUACUUGUUUUGUUAUUUUGAAGAGCAGAAAUGGGUUCAUAUUCCUUUUUUUCUUACUGAUUGUUUCUUCAUUACUUAUCUUCCUACGUACUGUUCUUAUCCUGCAACAAAAGUUCCUAUCUGGAUACCUAUGCUCACAAUACUAUUUAUAUGUACUUCGAAAUUAUUUUCUUUCACAUUAGUGACAAACCUCAGUGAGGCUUAAAACUUUUUACAUUAUCAAUAAGUUUAAGCAGAGGAUAUACAGACCUGCUUAUACACAUUGGCCUUCCCGACAACAUUGAUCUUGCAUUGUGCAGUAUAAAUGCAGAUUUGUUUUCGACACAAUCAUUCUUCUAUUUUUCUGACUAGAUUUGAAGGACUAGAUUUAUCUGACAUUGUGCAAUACAAGAAUUUAAGUUUGUUGCAGGUCAGUUACAGAUGAGUAUGAAACUGCGCUUUUCUUCUAAUGGUGUCUUCUCUUUGCUUCUGGGGUGUGAUAUCUAUUACCUAAAUUGUAGUGUUUUUGUAGCUGUCACUUGAGCUUCCCCUUAAAUUGGGUGGAAGACUCUACUUGCCUGUUGGUCAUUGAUUCUUAUGGUUUGAUAAGUCUGAAUGUUCUGAAAGUAUUCUGUUCUUUGGUUUGAUUUUGUAGGGGUGCAGUUUUGGAUUGUAUGGCUUCAAGAACAAGUUUG